Helobdella robusta is the source of this 396-nucleotide messenger RNA. RefSeq lists its product as hypothetical. The transcript has 6 exons. Lineage: Eukaryota; Metazoa; Annelida; Clitellata; Rhynchobdellida; Glossiphoniidae. The coding region runs from base 1 to 396 and encodes 131 amino acids. The record is from RefSeq and is a predicted model, not a curated record. Gene Ontology annotation, cellular component: cytoplasm; membrane.
AUGGGCAUAUGCAGGUAUGCACUUUUAUACAGUGUUUUGAUGAGCACUGGAGAUGCAAUUUGUCAAAUAGUCAUUGAAAAACGACGAUCCAUUAAUGAAUAUGACUUCAAGAGGACUUCUAGGUUCUUCACAUUUGGCACUCUAAUUAUGGGUCCAGCGCUGAGGUACUGGUUUGUGUUUUUGGACAGAACAUUCACAAGACCUCCUCCUCUUGGUGUCAUUCAGAAACUUGCAGCAGAUCAGGACUACUUCUUGAUUCUUUUCAAUGGUUACAAGGUCUGGCCUCUAGCUCAAUUGAUCAACUUUUAUAUCAUACCUCUGCAACACAGGAUAUUGUUUGUGAACAUGGUUGCACUGUUCUGGAAUGUGUACCUGGCCUUCAAGUCUUUCCAUUAA